GUCCGGCGCGUCCCCCGGGCCCCGCCGCCAGCAUGGGCGCGCUGGCCCGGGCGCUGCUGCUGCCGCUGCUGGCCCAGUGGCUCCUGCGCUUCGCCGCGGCGCUUGCCCCGGCGCCCUUCACGCUGCCCCUCCAGGUGGCCGCGGCCACUGGCCGCGGGGCUGCCCCCACCCCCGGGCCCGGGCCCCCCGCCAAGCCCCGCGCCGACGGCCUGGCCUUUGCCCUGGAACCCUCCGGGGGCGCGGCCAACUUCUUGGCCAUGGUGGACAACCUGCAGGGGGACUCUGGCCGCGGCUACUACUUGGAGGUGCUGAUCGGGACCCCCCCGCAGAAGCUGCAGAUUCUCGUUGACACUGGGAGCAGCAACUUCGCCGUGGCUGGUGCCCCGCAUUCUUACAUAGACUCUUACUUUGACACGAAGAGGUCCAGCACAUACCAUCCCAAGGGCUUUGAUGUCACAGUGAAGUACACGCAAGGGAGCUGGACCGGCCUGGUGGGGGAGGACAUCAUCACCAUCCCAAAAGGCUUCAACAGAUCUUUUGUGGUCAACGUCGCCACGAUCUUCGAGUCGGAGAACUUCUUUUUGCCUGGGAUUAAGUGGAAUGGGAUACUUGGACUGGCUUAUGCUGCCCUAGCCAAGGUCCUGGGUGGAAUUGAACCAAGUUUGUACAAAGGAGACAUCUGGUAUACCCCUAUCAAGGAGGAGUGGUAUUAUCAGAUAGAAAUUCUGAAAUUGGAAAUCGGAGGCCAGAGCCUGAACCUGGACUGCAGAGAGUACAAUGCGGACAAGGCCAUCGUGGAUAGUGGCACCACGCUGCUGCGCCUGCCCCAGAAGGUGUUCAAUGCCGUGGUUGAAGCCGUGGCCCGCACGUCUCUGAUUCCAGAAUUCUCUGAUGGUUUCUGGACCGGGUCCCAGCUGGCGUGCUGGACGAAUUCCGAAACACCUUGGUCUUACUUCCCUAAAAUCUCCAUCUACCUGAGAGACGAGAACUCCAGCAGAUCCUUCCGCAUAACUAUCCUGCCUCAGCUUUACAUUCAGCCCAUGAUGGGGGCUGGCCUGAAUUAUGAAUGUUACCGGUUCGGCAUUUCGCCUUCCAUGAACGCGCUGGUGAUUGGUGCUACCGUGAUGGAGGGCUUCUACGUGGUCUUUGACAGAGCUCGGAAGAGGGUGGGCUUUGCGGCAAGCCCCUGUGCAGAAAUUGCAGGUGCUCCGGUGUCUGAAAUUUCUGGGCCUUUCUCAACAGACGACAUAGCCAGCAACUGUGUCCCCACCCUGCCUUUGAAUGAGCCCAUUUUGUGGAUCGUCUCCUAUACGCUUAUGAGCGUGUGUGGCAUCAUCCUUCUUGUCUUAAUCAUCCUGCUACUCCUUCCGUUCCGGUGUCGGCAUCUCCCUCGAGACCCCGAGGUGGUCAGUGAUGAGUCCUCUCUUGUCCGGCAUCGCUGGAAGUAACGAGCAAAGCCGGGACUUGAUCAAUCUUGAACUCAGCUACUAAGACAAUUAAAUUUCAAGUGCAGCAGGCAGGGGUUAAAGGCAAGGUUCUUUCCAAUGUCCACUAGUCUUAAGUGUCUGUCCUGCUCUCAGAUGCCUUCCGCAGUCACUGUAUUUUGAUUCUUGAUUUUAAAGCUUCCUUCUUCUUCCCUACUUCCAACAAAAUGACAAUAAAAAACACCUCCUUCUAAACCAAAACAGUGAAUUGGGCUUCAGGCUUUAUGUGACUGGUAUACGAAACUGUCUAGGUGUGCCACCAAAUAAAAAAGCAAGAUGUGGCUAAUUCUCCUCCUUCCCGUCUCUGGAGAAAUGAGUGCAUAUAGUUUAUAACUCCUUGUAGCUAAUGGGAAACUUUGUGCAUUAAUUGCAUUUAAGGGUAUUUUGCACCAGGCCUCAACCCAGAUCCAAGUGGUACAAGAAGGCUCGCAAUGUCAUGGCAAGAGAAGCAGCCUGGGGCUUGGUGAUAUAACCAUCCUACCCCCUUCUCAGUUGGAAACAGAGCAGCAGGCCCCUUUUCUGGGUCUCUCUGUGGCCUGGAUUGGAAGAAAAAACUCCACUCAGAGGAGACCAUCACCCAAAGGUCCUCACCAGCCUCUUCUGAAGAUGGAAGACUUUCUGCCCAUCAUGGUGGAGUGGGAAGGAAGCCUAUUCUUUUGUAUUCUAUCCUUCUGUAGUAUUGUUGGUAUAAAAGUGAAAAAACUACCUCUGUUGAGACUCUGCCCAGGGUCCUGUACCUGGGUGGGGGUACAAACAGCCUGGGUCCAGCCGUUGCCCUCACCGAAAAGGAUCCUCAUUCCAACAGGCCAGACAGAAACAGGUGCUGAACCGCACACGAGAAGUUCUGUCGCCACGCUGAUCAUUAGCUUAUAUGCUUACUCUUACUUAAAAUUAAAAAAAAAGUGUUUCAGUGAGAAAAACAAAUUCCAUUUCAGUAGCUUAGUUGUUUCUUUUUCCAAGUCUUCUCCGAAGGUAGGUUGAUUGUUACCUUUUUGGGAAAUAGGGAAACGGCUAAAUGCCCGGGAAAGAAGAUGCAAGACCUACAGAGGAUUCGGCGGGAGCUUCUAGUUAUUCCCACGCCUUGAAAUCAUGUGUUUCCAUUUGCACAACCCCCCUCGAGUCAAGCACGCCCAUGUGAAUCAGCUUAAACAAAUAUGAUUUGUUGAGAGGUUGACCCACAUGUUUCUUCCCUUUGGCGUGUCCAAUCUUUGGUGCCGACGUGGGUUUGC
Molecule: messenger RNA, 2713 nt
Organism: Rhinolophus ferrumequinum (greater horseshoe bat)
Lineage: Eukaryota; Metazoa; Chordata; Mammalia; Chiroptera; Rhinolophidae
Gene: BACE2
Product: beta-secretase 2
Exons: 8
Coding region: 33-1448 (471 amino acids)
Biological process (GO): membrane protein ectodomain proteolysis; amyloid-beta metabolic process
Cellular component (GO): endosome; membrane; trans-Golgi network
Molecular function (GO): aspartic-type endopeptidase activity
Source: RefSeq, a predicted model, not a curated record